Molecule: messenger RNA, 2840 nt
Organism: Carica papaya (papaya)
Lineage: Eukaryota; Viridiplantae; Streptophyta; Magnoliopsida; Brassicales; Caricaceae
Biological process (GO): regulation of DNA-templated transcription
Cellular component (GO): nucleus
Source: RefSeq, a predicted model, not a curated record
UGGCGCCGAAAUAACCCUCCAAAAUUUCUAAAUUCCAAAUCUUCCCCGGAAAUUUAUUUAUUUAUUCUCAGAUGUCUCCCGCCAAUGAAGAAGAUACCAAUUCGAAAAGGCAAGUAACGUAAACAUUUGCACUUCUUCUGUGCUUUCAGAUUGAGGACGACUCCUUUGUUUUUGCAACAAUGGCUGUUUCUUCGGGUUCUGAAUCCAAAAACAAACUGGAAAGUGGCAAAGUGAGGAAGCGCGCUGAAUCUGCUGGAGUUCGCGUCGUGGGAGGCAGAAUCUAUGACCCCCAGAACGGGAAGACUUGUCACCAGUGCCGGCAAAAAACAAUCGAUUUUUCUGCUUCAUGCAAAAACCAGAAACAGGACAAACAAUGUCCCAUCAAGUUCUGUCACAAAUGCUUGUUGAACAGAUAUGGAGAAAAAGCAGAAGAUGUGGCACUUUUGGAUGACUGGAAAUGUCCCAAGUGCAGAGGCAUUUGUAAUUGCAGUUUUUGCAUGAAGAAAAGAGGACAUAGGCCUACUGGUGUACUGGCACACAGAGCCAAAGCUACUGGGUUUUCUUCUGUUUUAGAAAUGCUGCAAGUUAAGGGGCCUGAAAAUAUUGAUCAGGACAAGCUUGCUAGAGAAAUUGGCGCAUCACCAAAGAAGUUGAUUCCCACAAAGAAGGAGUCCGUGGCUACUUCUCCAAGGAAAGCAGGAAAAGAAAACUCUUUUGAUGAACAAAGUAAUUCAAGCUUAAAAAUGCGGAAUGUAACAUCAAUUUCAAAUGAAAAGAAAUCUCUGAAAUCCCAAAGAGAAGGAUUAAAAGAAAUCCCCAAUUCCAAGGGGGAUGAUGAUGCAGAUUUGGAGAAACCUAGCCCAAAGCGGGUUAAGGUUUCUAAGGAAACUCCUAGGAAAGAUGGGAAGAAAAAAGAAAAAAGACGUGGUGAUUUUGCAGAAAAGAAAAAUAAUUCGUUGAGCGGAGGUGGUGUUAAUGAUGUUGAGAUUCCUGGGGAAGUUAUCAAGGAAGAAAAAUCCAACCUCGUCAAGGAAGUUUCUGAUGGAAAGGCAAAGAAAAAAGGAGAUAAUGCGGAUGGUUCUAGGAAAGAUGUGAAGAAAAAAGAAAGCAUUGGAGAUUUUGCAGAAGAGAAAAAUUCAUGGAGCAGAGAUGUUGUUAAUGGCGUUAAGAUUUCAGGGGAAAUUUCUAAGGAAGAAAAACGCAAGCUUGUCAGGGAAGUUUCUAAUGGAAUGACAAAUAUGAAGGGAGAUAAUGCGGAUGGUUCUAGGAACAAACGGAAGAAAAAAGAAAAAGGCAGAGGCGAUUUUGCAGAAAAGGAAAAUGAUUCAUCGAGUAAAACUUUUGCCAAUGAUGUUAAGGUUUCUGAGGAAAUCUCUAGGGAAGAAAAACCCAAGUUUGUCAAGGAAAGUGAUUCGAAGACACGGGUUUUGAAGAAUAAUUCCUUGAAUUCUUUUAAAGCAGAAGACAAAGAUGGUAUAAAAUUUUCCAAAAAAGAAGGCUUAAAUGGUGUAAAAAAUGAUAAUCUGGAAGCCAAGCUCAAGGGAGUGCCAAAAUUGAAGAAGCAUGCAGUUGAACUUAAGAACAAAGAAUUUGAUACUGACAUUCAACUGCCUCAGGGUGCAACCUCAGUGACAAUUGGGGGUGUUGAUGUACCUCCUGAAGAUGUUGGAGAUGCAUUACAAUUCUUAGAAUUUUGUGCAGCUUUUGGAGAGGUUCUUGGAAUGAGGAAAGGACAAGCUGAAUCUGUGAUUAGAGAGUUGAUUCGCGGAAGAUCUACUCACCGGCUACAAUAUUCCUCAAAUGUCCAAAUUCACAUUCAACUGUUGUCUUUGAUACAAAAGGACAAGGGAGAAAAGUUUCCAUCUUUGACACCAACUGCUGGAAAAAGAUCUUGGUUGCAAGCUCUUGGGCAAUGCAUAUCUGAAUCAGAGUUUCAAUUUAAAUACUUUUCAACAAAUUGCUUUAAUAAGGUUGUUGAUGGAUAUGAGAAGUUAGAUGCUUCGAAAAAGCUUAAACUUCUGAACUUCUUAUGUGAUGAGGUUCUUUGUACUACAGCCUUAAGGAAUUGGAUUGACGAUCAGAAUUCCAAGUUUGGUAAAAAAGAGAAAGAAGCAAAAGCCAAGGUCACUGCAGCAAGGGAUAAGGAGAAACAAUUGAAGCAGAAGUUGCUAGACGAAGUUGCCAAAGCUAUUAUUGCAAAGAAUGGUGCUCCUUUAACAAUUCCUGAGCAUGAAGCUAUUGUUUCACAAAUAAAAAGAGAAACAACUGAAGCUCAUGCAGAAAUGCUGGAGGCAAUGGGCCUGGUACCCAAAAAGCGGCAAAGGUCUGACGCUGUUAGAACAGAAGCUAUUCUCUUGGACACUAGUGGUCAUGCUUUCUGGAGAUUAAAAGGCUAUGAUGGUCAAUGGAACAUUUUGCUUCAAGAUGUUGGAACCUGUGAUGCACUUUCCCAGAACGAAAAGUGGUUCGCAUAUGAUGCUGAGCAGAAACAAGAAAUUGAGAAGUACAUAUCUUGUGUAAGAAAGAAAAUGCUUCAGGUCCAACAAGUUAUCGACACACCUCCAGUUUCAUGUGCAGAAGCAAGCUCGUAGGAUGUUUUAGUCGAUAUUCGGAAUCAUAGAGAUGAGUAGUGGUAAAAGUUGAGGCAAUGUAAAUUUAGGUACAACUUAUGCAGAGAUGAUGGUGAUUUUUAAUUACAUACCUGCAAAGUUCAAAACCAGAUAUAUAAUCUGAAAUGAACUCAAGAGGGUUAGUUUGAACAAGUAAACUUUGAUUGGGAUGUGUAAAUGGUGACCUUGCCUUUUUGGCUCAAGUGAGGAAUGCUUCACACUGUUUAAGUA